GGCUCGGACAGGUCAGGUUCAGGCCGCGACUCUAUCCACUUCCCGGAGGCAAAAAUCUCCCCCAAAAUCCAAGGCGUGGUGGAAUCCUAAACCCCUCCUCCCCCGCCGCCGGCGGCCGCCGCAUGCUCGCAUGGCGCUCGUCUCCACCGCCACCGUCGCGUCAUCGUCCUACCACUGCGACCUCCUCCUCUUCCCGACGGCCAGGAGGAGCUGGCACGGGCCGAGGAGGAGCCGCGGCGGCGCGGGCGCGAGGCUCGCGGUGCUGGAGCGUGCAGGCACGGGCGGCGGGCUCGCGGUGCUGGAGCGUGCGGGCGCUGGCUCGGGCGCGGGGCUCGCGGCUUUGGAGCGGGCAGGGGCCGCCACGGCUGCCGCGAGGAGGGAGGAGGUGGUGCCCGCGGGGAAUGGCAGGAACUCGUACGAGGUGGAGUCGCUGAUCGACCGGCUGAGCAACCUGCCGCCGCGGGGCUCCAUCGCGCGCUGCCUCGAGACGGCGCGGCACCGGCUGACGCUGCAGGACUUCGCGGCCGUUUACCGCGAGUUCUCCCGCCGCGGCGACUGGCAGCGCUCGCUGCGGCUCUUCAAGUAUAUGCAGCGCCAGUCGUGGUGCCGCCCCGACGAGCACAUCCACGCCAUCGUCAUCGGUGUUCUCGGGCGCCAGGGCCCCGCCCUGCUCGACAAGUGCCUCGAGGUAUUCCACGACCUCCCCGCCGAGUCCCGCACCGCGCUCUCCUACACCUCCCUCAUCGCCGCCUACGCGCGCAACGCGCUGCACGAGGAGGCUCGCGCAUUGCUCGACCAGAUGAAGGCCGCGGGGGUCGCGCCCACCGCUGCCACCUACAACACCGUGCUCGCCGCCUGCGCACGCGCCACUGACCCACCCGUCCCUUUCGACAUGCUCCUCGGCCUCUUCGCUGAGAUGCGGCACGACGUGUCCCCCUCCGUGCGCCCCGACCUCACCACCUACAACACCCUCCUCGCCGCUGCCGCCGUACGCUCUCUGGCUGAUCAAUCUGAAAUGCUGCUGCGCACCAUGCUUGAGGCCGGCGUCUCCCCGGACACUGUGUCUUAUCGCCACAUUGUGGAUGCUUUUGCAAGUGCCGGCAACCUCUCCCGUGUCGCUGAGCUGUUCUCUGAAAUGAUGGCCACGGGGCACACGCCAGAUGCCUCUGCAUAUCUGGGACUCAUGGAGGCACACACGCAUGUUGGUGCCACGGCUGAGGCAGUUGCUGUGCUGCGGCAGAUGCAAGCUGAUGGAUGUGCGCCAACAGCUGCCACUUACCGUGUCCUGCUCGAUCUCUAUGGAAGGCAGGGACGGUUUGAUGGAGUGCGCGAACUCUUCCGUGAGAUGAGAACUGCUGUACCGCCAGAUACGGCCACAUAUAAUGUGCUCUUCCGUGUAUUCGGGGAUGGUGGCUUCUUCAAGGAGGUGGUGGAGCUCUUCCAUGAUAUGCUUCAAACUGGGGUAGAGCCUGAUAUGGUGACCUGUGAAAAUGUCAUGGCUGCGUGUGGUCGCGGUGGCCUCCAUGAGGAUGCAAGAGAAGUUCUUGAAUAUAUGUCCAGAGAAGGAAUGGUGCCUACUGCGGACGCCUAUACCGGCCUGGUUGAAGCUCUUGGCCAUGCGGCUAUGUAUGAGGAAGCCUACGUCGCUUUCAACAUGAUGACUGAAAUCGGUAGCUUGCCAACUAUUGAGACCUACAAUGCUCUUGCAAAUGCAUAUGCUAAGGGUGGGCUGUUCCAGGAGGCUGAGGCCAUCUUUUCUCGGAUGACUAACAAUGCUGGCAUUCAGAAAAACAAAGAUUCAUUUGAUGCCCUCAUUGAAGCAUAUUGCCAGGGUGCACAAUUGGAUGAUGCAGUGAAGGCGUACAUGGAGAUGCGCAAGUCCAGGUUUAAUCCAGAUGAGCGCUCCCUUGAGGGGGUACUCAAUGCGUACUGCAUAGCGGGGGUCAUAGAUGAGAGCAAAGAGCAGUUUGAAGAACUUCAAUCUAGUGUGGCUGUGCCCAGCAUUAUUGCCUAUUGCAUGAUGUUGUCACUAUAUGCUAGGAACGACAGGUGGACUGAUGCAUAUGAUCUGCUGGAAGAAAUGAAAACAAAUCGUGCUAGUAGUACGCAUCAAGUAAUUGCUUCCCUAAUCAAAGGGGAGUACGAUGAUAGCUCCAACUGGCAAAUGGUUGAAUAUGCCUUGGAAAACAGUACUUUGGAAGGCUGUGACUAUAGUAUACGAUUCUUUAAUGCUCUCCUUGAUGUGCUUUGGUGGUUUGGUCAGAAGGCCCGAGCUGCGAGGGUUCUGGAUCAAGCAGUAAAAUUUGGGCUCUUUCCUGAAUUAUAUCGUGACACCAAGCUGGUCUGGUCACUAGAUGUACAUAGGAUGUCGGUAGGUGGAGCACUGGUGGCUGUGUCAGUAUGGCUCAAUAAGCUUUAUGACAGACUAAAAGGAGAUGAAGAUCUUCCACAGUUGGCAUCUGUUGUUGUAUUGAGGGGAGAAAUGGAGAAAAGCACGAUUACAAGAGGACUGCCAACUGCAAAAGUUGUCUACUCCUUUCUAAAUGACACACUAUCAGCAUCCUUCCAUUUUCCAAAAUGGAAUAAGGGGCGAAUCAUAUGCCUGAAGUCCCAACUGAAAAAGUUGCAAUCAGCCAUAGAUUCCUCAAAUGGAUCUGCCACAGCUGGUUUCAUCCCCAUGACGAACUCCCAUUUGCCAUCACCUGGUUCCAAGAUAUAUACUAGGGAGGCCCAGGCUGAUAAUGGCACCGGCCAUUUACCUGACGAACCAUUGGUAGAGGAAAAGGAGUCAGAGCUUCUUGCAUUGUGAGUUUCCAGGAGCUGCUACCCUUCGCAUUAGCAAUCGUGAUGCCAUCAGUCUGAACAGGGGAGUUGAGAUGCAGAAUAACAGCCAUAUUUUUGGAGUUUGGGCAUUCAGAUCUUCAUCUCAGUACUAUGGCACGACCAUAUGCCUAUUUGCAUUGUGCAGUUUGCUUCAGGAAGUUCAGUAUAUGCAGUGGAUGUGGAUACCAUUUCAGAUCCACAUGGUUGCCUGAAUUUUGCCCGUAAAUGGUGAGCCCCUAGUUACUGCAAGCUUGACAGACAAUGCUGAACUUCCAGUUGCAUUUCAGGAUUUAGCUCGUUGUAGGGAGGAGAAUGAAUUUAUGGAUGUUUCUGUUAGUUGCUCACUUGCUCUGUAUAACAUCCAUGUACUCCUAGCGCAACUCUGUAAAACAUGAUAGCCUCGUUAGCCUGGUAAGGGACUGUUAGUGAGACAUGUCAAUUGUCGAUAAGUUCUGGAUCCUGAUGGAAAUAGUGCAUGUAGUGUGAUUUUACUCUUAAAAGGGCAAUUGCCACCUGAAUUUUUUUGUUGCCGUUUUUACGCUGCCGUUGCUUUGUUCAGACGAGGAAGAACUGGGAAAUCUUUCCACUGUCAUGUGGAGUAGCCCCUACAGAAGCCACUGGCGUGUGGGGCCAGACCUUUCGAUUUGUUACUCCAAACUACGCCUUCACCAGCCGUCGUUGCAACCGCGCAGGGUACUCAACCCAGGGAGCCACCACCUACCAGGGGCGGAAGCGACGGCGCCGCCGGAGAUGGAGACGGAGGCGGCUGCGGCGAGGCAGGCGAAGGAGUCUCUGGAGCUGGCGUUCCAGCUGUCCCAGAUCCUCGACACCGGCCUCGACCGCCACACUCUGUCGCUGCUCAUGGCGCUCUGCGACCGCGGCGCCAACCCCGAGGCCCUCGCCGCCCUCGUCCGCGAGCUCUCCUCCGCCGCUCCCCCGGCCGCCGCGGCGGCGGCCCCCUCUCCCAUGAGCAACGGCACCGCGUCGCCGGCCCCGGCAACAGCGUCGCUGUUCCCCUCCGGCCUUCGCCGUCCCUAGGGUUCUGUUAAAGACUGAAUGGAACAGAUUUCAUCAUUUGAAGAAAAGCAAAUUUACUGUUGGAAUUGCUGGAUGAAAAGGAGUGCCUUAGAAUUGCAUUCGCACUGUUGUGGCUGUUGUUUGGACAAGAAAUCUGUGGUACUGAUUCACAGAGCUACUGAAAUUGACGUAUGCUUCGCGGGACAUGUGCGGGUUAACAGUUGUGAUCAUAAGGAGUCAUUUUCUUUUCAUUUCUCAUUAGAAUUACGUCCAUCAGUUGUAUGUAUCAGUUUCACGCUUGGUCUUCCCUUAAUUAUCCUCAGUUUGACAAUACCGCACCCGGCAUUGUCAUGUGCU
Molecule: messenger RNA, 4197 nt
Organism: Setaria italica (foxtail millet)
Lineage: Eukaryota; Viridiplantae; Streptophyta; Magnoliopsida; Poales; Poaceae
Product: pentatricopeptide repeat-containing protein At1g74850, chloroplastic
Exons: 6
Coding region: 131-2809 (892 amino acids)
Molecular function (GO): protein binding
Source: RefSeq, a predicted model, not a curated record